Molecule: messenger RNA, 2766 nt
Organism: Pygocentrus nattereri (red-bellied piranha)
Lineage: Eukaryota; Metazoa; Chordata; Actinopteri; Characiformes; Serrasalmidae
Gene: chad
Product: chondroadherin
Exons: 4
Coding region: 244-1332 (362 amino acids)
Cellular component (GO): extracellular matrix
Molecular function (GO): protein binding
Source: RefSeq, a predicted model, not a curated record
AGUGAAUCUUUUUGCACUGCCCUCCUUUUCUCAGUCACACACCCUCUCCUUCUCCUCAGUAUACCUCUUGCUCUCUCUUUCAGCACUCUGGCAUUUUCUACCUCUCUCUCUCUCUCUCUCUCUACUCUUCGAGCAUUGAGUGGAUCCCUGUUGCUGUCUGAUUGAAAGUUUCUGCUGCAAGAGGCUCCAAGAAGACAAGAGAAGAAAACACAGAAGUACCAGACUGUCAGAAACAGAAUCAUCAUGAAGACUGUAAAGUUCCAGCUAGUGUUCUGUAUACUGGUUUUUGCCUCAUGUGUAGUAGGUUCACAAAGCCAGUGCCCCAGCCUGUGUCACUGUCACGGUGACCUUCAGCAUGUUAUUUGUGACAAUGUCGGCUUAAAGAAGAUUCCUCGCACCUCUGAGGCAACUCGUCUCCUCAACCUUCAGCGCAACAACCUGGGCAUGCUACCCACUGGGGGCUUCAGUGACAUGAAGGAGCUCAUCUCCCUGCAUCUGCAACACUGCCAAAUCCGGGAGGUUGCCAGUCAGGCCUUCAAAGGCCUCAAGAAGCUCAUUUAUCUGUACCUGUCUGACAAUGAGAUCAGCACCAUCAAACCUGGAGCUUUUGAGGACUUAUCCGAGCUCACCUAUCUUUACCUGGAUGGUAAUCACAUCUCAGGUCUUUCCAAAGGUAUCUUUUCCCCCAUGAUCAACCUAUUUAUUCUGCAGCUCGAUAACAACAAAAUCCGUGACCUGCAACCGGGCACCUUCACAGGUGCAAAGGACCUCCGCUGGCUGCACAUGAGUCGAAAUGAGCUAAGUGGUAUGCAGCCUGGCUCUCUUGAUGAAGUGGAGAACCUGGCCAUUCUUACCUUGGACCAAAACAAGCUCUCUACUUAUCCCAUUCUGGCCAUAAGCAAGCUACGUGUUGUUGAGGAACUUAAUUUAUCAAAGAACCCACUCAACUUCAUACCUGAUCAUGCAUUCCGGAGCUUUGGUCGCUAUAUGGAGAAACUACAUCUCAAUGACAUGGUCCUGGAGAAGUUCUCCACUGCUGCUUUUGAAGGGGUGACUGCUCUAAAGUCUCUGCAUCUUGAGAACAACAAGCUGAAGACCCUACCAAGCAGUCUGGUUUUUAACACCAUCCAGAAUCUUACUCUGUUCAACAACCCCUGGAGCUGCACCUGCCAAUUAGCAAACCUUAGGAAGUGGAUGGACUCCAGUCGUCAUUACCUUGAUGCAGUUUGUGCAUCUCCUCCAAAUCAGAAGGGUAAACAGAUAAGAGACAGUACUGCUUUUAGUCGCUGCAAAGUGAAGCAAAAGAGAGCCAAGAAGGGAGCACGCCUUUGAAAAGGUGACUCACACAGACGCCUGUCCAGGUGAUGGCUAUGUGUGCAGAGAAGCAAUGGGAAGCAACGCUACUUCAGGACUGUCCAUAUUUUGUAUUUCUUCUAAAUUCUAUGAAGUGACACAUUAAAUCUAUAUUCAAUAAAAAAGAAGCAAAGAGAUACAUUUGUAGAGACCAUCACCACCAAACAUCUAUGUAAUUCACAAAUUUAAAGCUUACAAUAUAAAGAUCACUCACAAAGAGCCUGAUGCUCUCUCUGUGCCACAUCUUGUGGAUUUUGUUAAGCUUCCUGUAGCUUCCAGAUAAGCAGAUAGUCUACUAUAUUCCCUCACCUAAUCAAUUUGUCAGUCAGGUUGCCAUUCCGGGUUUAGAAUCUCUUUUCAUAUUAACAAAUAUUAUCGUUCCUAACUUUGACCACAGUUCAAGGUAAGAGACAUUAUCCAAGGUAGUACAAUGUAAAGGUUCAGAUUAACACAAAGUUCUCCUCCAUCUCAUUAGAAACAGAUACCAACACAUCUUAACUAUGGUAACAACUGCUUUGGUUGCCAUCAACAUCUAAUUACAGUGUCAAUAAAAUACUCCAUGAGAAACUUCAGGCCCUUUUUCUCUUCAGGCAGUUUUCUCAGAAAUUUUCAACUUGAAGUUUAAAUGUAAUUUGGAAGUAUUGGAGAAACAUAAAACAGCAGGACUGUGUGAAUGCCCUUAAACACUUUGGCAAGCUGGGAAGUACAAAAAGAAACAAACAAAGACAUUUGCUGCUCCAGUAAUUUCAAAGCAAAAACUGUUUUUUCAGUUUUUCUUCUUUGCUUUUAGCUGCCAAACAACUUAUGAAACAAAGAUAUGAAUGACACACAUGUCUUUCCAUCUUAGACACAAAACCAAGAACCAGGACCAUCGAAGCAGCUGCAAACCAAAAUGGAACACCAACACUUUUCCAAAAAUGGAAAAAAUAGAAAUGGGUAUUGGUUUAUAAUCAUAAAUAAGUUGAAGAAGCAUACCUAAAUGACAGUUAAAGCACAGACAAAUGAGGCUAUCAAUAAUGCAGUCUUAUGAUGUAUACAUGUUAAAUAAAAUAUCUAUUAAAGCAAACUAACAGUAUGCUUUACUACAGCACAUGCACAAAAUGAAAGCAUUUUCGACAAGAAAAGCAUGCUGUAUGGGUAAGAGUGCAAAUAAAACUGCAAUGAUUUCCUUUUCACUCAAUAGAAGACAUGCUUUAACAUUAACUUUUCCAUAUCAUCUCGCUUUGCAGUGCUAUUCCAAUCAAAUAUACAAAGACAAUAUCUUAAUCUAUCAAUAAGCAGUUGUAAUAGUUUCUGUAGAAUGAAUAUCAGGGAGAUUUUUGAUAUGGGUUUUGCCAAACAACUGCAUGGCACACGGUUUUGUAAUUGUUUUAAACUUUGUGUAACAGGUGGUUAUAUCACCUUUUCAAUAAA